This is a messenger RNA of Exaiptasia diaphana, 2808 nucleotides long. RefSeq lists its product as uncharacterized. Lineage: Eukaryota; Metazoa; Cnidaria; Anthozoa; Actiniaria; Aiptasiidae. Gene Ontology annotation, cellular component: Golgi apparatus. Gene Ontology annotation, biological process: protein O-linked glycosylation via mannose. The record is from RefSeq and is a predicted model, not a curated record. The transcript is spliced from 6 exons. The coding region runs from base 299 to 2356 and encodes 685 amino acids.
AAUAUGGUACAUUUUAGCUGCCCGUGACGUAACGCAAGGCRACGCACAGUCACGCAAAGACGUGACAUUUAAUAUGACAAGUUCACAGUGUCACACGCAUGCCAAGGUGGACCAUCAAAACAUAUCAUUCUCAACCGCGACUUAAGAAGUCUACGUAGAUUAUGGAUUUUGGGUGAAAACAGGCCCGCAAAUAUAGGAUCUUUAGCACUUUGAUGAAGCUUUGGAGAAACUACAUCUUUYUGGGASUCCUUCCUUCUUUGAAGUACGCUGAUGUCGGCAGUUUAAAAGAGUAAUUCUAAUGGGUCGUAUUCCUCGUUUAAAAUGGCUUGUUCCUCGUUUUGUUCUCGUUCUAUUAUUUGUGGCCUGCGUYCAGUUGAUUGCYUACAUGGGUGUUAUACCAUCCACAUUACAAAAUACUGAUGUACUGUGUAAUUGCCAGUCUGCUGUAAGUGARUGUGCAACGAGUAAUGAUGAGACAACGGAGAACUUCUCAAAAGAUAAAGCUCCAGURACAUCGUCUGUUAGAAAGAACUUUGAACAGAARCAGRGUGUUGAAGAGCAAUUGUCAAAACGGAAGUCGACUGAUCAYGGGGAAGAGGAGAAAGCGAAAGCUCAUUUACAAGAUUUGAAUCGUCUUGGUAAAGAACUCAAACAGCUGGCGAAAGACAUGGUCGAGACUCAAAGAGAYGUGGUUAAAUUUGCUACAAUAUACCACCGUCUAGGCAGGCAUAUAUCAUCWGUUAAYAGUCUACUACAUUCAAUAAAACACCCUCCUGUUGAUGUCAAUCAAAAUGUCUUAGGCAAAAGAACCUUAAAUAGUGACAAGACUAUGAAAAACGUUGUUUGCCCAGAAAAGUUUCUUGGCAAGGAUUUAUCCGUUGGUUAUCCAUGGUUUCGUAAAGGUUUUGCUACUGAAAACUGUACUCAUUCUACUCCAAUGCGCAAACUCAUUACAGUGUUACUACACAUACACGAACAGUUACCCAAACCUGCAAAAGAUCUGGUCACGCUUGUUAAAAGUUUAGGAAAACAAUAUCCCGGUGUCGAAAUAGUCAUUGCUACAAGUAGAGACGAACCAAGGCUUAAAAACCUCUCAUCAACAUUAACCAAUUCUUUAAAACUUCGUAUUUUUUCCAAGAAUCAUCAAGGUCAAGUAUGGAGCAGUUUGCUUAAUGAUGUCGUAACUCCUUUUGUGUUUUCAGCGACAGAUUUGACUCAUUUUGACGACGAUAUCGAUUUUSUAAGACUUAUUCGGGUUCUUAGCAACAGCGAGGAAGUUGUUAUCGCAGGAGGAGGGUAUCGUAAUCAAAAGGGAUUAUGGGAUAUUGGUUGUCUACAAACGUCGUUCCGUAAUUGGACGAUGUCGUUUCGUGGUGGCUAUUACCAGUCUUCUGGUGACUGUCUCGCUUGUGAUUAUCUCGAAGGGCCCUGGGUCGGGAAAACUGAAGUUUUGAAGAAAAUUGGAUUUGAUAAAGGUCUAGAGAAAGGCGCGUUUCACGACAUGUUUUGGCGAAUCAAGAAAGCUUUACCAGGAAACAUAGCAGUGUCAUGUCCCGAUAUCAUGUUCAACAUACACACCAACCCCGUACCCGAUAGUUACUAUGUACAGCUAGCAAGCAAAUGGGAAAUAAAAAAAUGGGUGGACGCAAGUGGGCAAGUACGAUGGUACGGUUGUAGGCGUGGCUUUCAACAUAAUAUCGGUACGCAGUCGUGUGCCAUGUCUAAGGGCGUGGCCAACCCUCCAUGUGAUUUAGAAAACUUUGCCGAUGCAAUCAAGUUCCUGAUGAAAGAGUGUGAAGACGCUGGACUUUUCUGUGAGUUACAGGAAGGGACAUUACUCGGUGCUGUUAAAUUCAACAAGGUUUUACCGUGGGAGAGAGACGCAGAUAUCACAUUUCUCACUGCAAACUACACUGCUUUGAAAAAAUUAAGACCUAAGUUCGUAGAACAGGGCUAUACUUUAUCUGAUGAUGACGAUUCAUUAUGGUGUUGUGUCGAUGGGAGGCAAGCAGGUGGCAAAUUCACCGUCGGUACAUCGCGAUUUACAAUAGAAAUGUAUGGACAACACAUGAUGGAGUCCGAACUGCUAGUGGCCAGCGGUCAGUCUCCAACAAAGGUUCAAUUUGCUGGACAGUGGGUGAAUGUGGUACGUAAUCCUGGUUURUACGCACGUAAUCGAUAUGGUCCAAAUCACUUCAGGCACGCCGAGCACUGGAUGGAUUUAGGACAGGGUACUGGUUGGGAAUUUUAUCACCCAGGGACGUUUUCUGCUUGCCCUUAUCCUAACCACUCAGCUUGUUUAGAUCAAUAUCCAGCAGAUGGAAAUAUUCAAUUUAGUGACUAUACUUCAAAAUAGUAUGCAUAGAAAAUAUUGAACGAAUUAUGUCAAUGAUCACCGAUAUGGAAUCGAUGGUUCUCCGAUGAUUCACUGAAUGCUUACUGAUCACUGGUGCUGAAAGGAAAAUAUCGAGCACUUAUCGAUUCGACACACCGAUGGUUAAAGAUUGACUUCACCGAUUUGGAAUCGAUCGAAAAAGUUGCUUACGAAAAUUUAACGAAUGUUUACCGAGAAUUUUGCGAGACCUCUUGAUACAAACAAAAAAUUAUCGCUUAUCGCAGACGUUAGCACAAAAAAAUAAUCGCGAAUUAACGUAUUUUUACACAAUAAAUAGGAUGGUAAAAUGAAAGUAAUUUUGUAAAGAAAGAUUUUUUUCUAAUAUAAACUUUAUUCGCGUUCGUGUUGUUGUGAACAAAAAUAGCCAUGCUUAUACAAUGUUGCUAAAUUAAAAAUAUUUUGGUUAAAAGGUG